This is a messenger RNA of Lichtheimia ornata, 621 nucleotides long. Its product is annotated as glutaredoxin. The record is from RefSeq and is a predicted model, not a curated record. NCBI's taxonomy places the organism in Eukaryota, Fungi, Mucoromycota, Mucoromycetes, Mucorales, Lichtheimiaceae. Bases 1 to 621 code for a protein of 206 amino acids. Gene Ontology annotation, cellular component: cytoplasm. Gene Ontology annotation, biological process: cellular response to oxidative stress. Gene Ontology annotation, molecular function: glutathione disulfide oxidoreductase activity. The transcript is spliced from 3 exons.
AUGAGCACUUCACUACCACGCACCAUACAGGAUUUGGAAGCCAAGGAACGAUAUGCUGCUCGUCACCGGUCAUCAUGGUUGCAUAGUCGACGCAUGCGUGUGCUUUGCAUUGUGGGGAUCUUGUUCAUGGGCACUCUCGCACUGAUGCUGCAUUUCGGUGAUCCGACUCAAGUACCGGGAUUCAAGCGGUUACGGAAUCAGGACGAUGGUGCUGCUGUGGCUGCUAUGGAUGCCGAGGAUAAUAAUGCUGUGGUUGCACAUGACAACGUGGUCAAAGAUGAAACACCAUCCAACAUGUCACCUCUCGCCUUGGAGCUCACGACGAUCGUUGCACAGCAUCCGCUGACUGUUUUUUCAAAGACCUAUUGCCCCUAUUCACGGAAAGCAAAGGAGAUCUUGGAUGAAUAUGAGCUUGAGAAUCCUUAUCAUGUUGUGGAGGUGGAUCUUCGAGAUGACGCAUUGGAUGUCAAGCAUGCUCUAGGAGAGUGGACGGGUCGUGACACAUUUCCAAAUGUAUUCUUGGGUGGAGAAAGCAUUGGUGGUGCAAGCGAGUUGAUAAAGCUACAUCAAAGCGGCGAAUUACGUAGGAUGCUCGAAGAUAACGAUCUCUUCCCAUAUUGA